UUCCCAGCUUGGCCUCCCUCAUCUCGGUCCUGCCCCUCAGACCCCGCCCCCAACCUCGGGCCCCGCCCUCGUCACCCAGGGGGCUGGAGACGCGUCCCAGGCUUGCGCAGCGGCCCUGGCGAGGGGCGCAGGCUUGAGGCACCAACCCUCCUACCUCACAUCCUGGCUUACCCUGCUGGGGGAAGGUGGGAUCCACUGACCAGACCCUGACAGCCUUUCUGAACUCCGGAGGCUUCAGUCCCCACCACGACUCGACUUUGCACUCAUGUGGCCCUACUUCCUGCUAAUCUACCAUCUACAGCCUUCUGGAGCUCCUGGGCCCCCAGAAUCCCUGCUUAACUCCUCUCAGGGGCAGCAGGUGGAGGAGGGGCUGAGGACAGCUCCUACCAGGCAGCUCCCUGGCUGGCUGGACUGGCAGUACCAGCCACCAGCCACUGCUCAUCCCUCCCCUUGCCAGCCUCUCUUGGAGGGCAGCUCCAGACCUUAUCGGCUGGGCCGGGGAGGAAGACAGUUAUCAGGUCCUUGGCAGCUACACUUCCCUGGUCUCUGAGGGCGGCACUGGCUGCCUCCCCUGAUAAAUGUCCCUUGAGGGAGGAGAGCCCCCACCCCUCAGAAGAGGCCCCAGCUGGAAAAGCAGUGUCUUACAUUCCUGAGGGCCAGGGCUGGGCCACUGCCCUGCCCCCUGGGUUGGAAUUCCUGCUUUGCUUAGUCCUUUUGACUCGACCCUGAGCUAAUUUCUAAUUAUCUUGCCCACCUCAGGCCUGCAGCAUGCAGUCCCAGGAGAGUGGCGUCCAGUACAGCAGGUGGGACAGCAGCAGCCGGGAUGAGGUCAGCGUGACUGCCGGGUCCAGCACUGAGGAGGCCUCAUGCUAUAGGAGGAUCUCCCAGAAGCUGUGCUCGGGCAAGCUGGGGAUCGCCAUGAAGGUGCUGGGUGGAGUGGCCCUCUUCUGGAUCAUCUUCAUCUUGGGCUACAUCACUGGCUACUAUGUGCACAAGUGCAAAUAAAAGCUGCCACACUCCCA
Molecule: messenger RNA, 1022 nt
Organism: Peromyscus eremicus (cactus mouse)
Lineage: Eukaryota; Metazoa; Chordata; Mammalia; Rodentia; Cricetidae
Gene: Smim1
Product: small integral membrane protein 1 (Vel blood group)
Exons: 5
Coding region: 769-1005 (78 amino acids)
Source: RefSeq, a predicted model, not a curated record